Molecule: messenger RNA, 1212 nt
Organism: Lasiodiplodia theobromae
Lineage: Eukaryota; Fungi; Ascomycota; Dothideomycetes; Botryosphaeriales; Botryosphaeriaceae
Product: PGAP1-like protein
Exons: 5
Coding region: 1-1212 (403 amino acids)
Source: RefSeq, a predicted model, not a curated record
AUGAAGAAGACGCUGCUUCUGUGUUUCAUCCACGGCUUCAAGGGUGAUGACAACACCUUUUUCAACUUCCCGCGACACCUGCGCGCCGUCGUAGACAAUGCCCUUCCGAAGCUCAACGUCGUGUCCAUCACCUACCCGCAGUACGAAACGCGCGGCGAUCUCCAGUCCUGUGUGGCGAAAUUCAAGGAGUGGUUGCAAAACAAGGUCAUCGACCUCGAGGUCGCAAAUGGCACGCCCUCGCCCACCAUCGACCCGUCGCCCAUACACAACGGCUCCGAUAGCUCCACCUCUCAGACGACCCUCUUGUUUCCAUACAUCCAGGGCAUUCUCGCCUUCGAUACCCCAUACUUGGGAAUCUCGCCGGGGGUCGUCGCACAUGGCGCAGAGGGGCACUGGAACACGGCAACAGCUGCCUAUAAUGCCUAUAGCAGCGUAGCAAGUACAUUUGGGUGGGGCAAGAAGCAGGCGUCAGACCCCGACGCGCUUGCUGCGAGCAAGGCCCUCCCGGCCCCGUCGUCGGCGGCGGCAACGGAUCCAAACGUCGACACGGCCGUAGUACCUGCCUGGCAGAAAUUUGGCAAGAUAGCAAUGUUUGCCGGAGCGGCUGGCGCCCUUGCGGCUGCUGGAGGUGCCGCCUACAUGAACCGGGAACAGCUGAGCGAGGGCUGGCAGUUUGUUGGUUCCCAUCUCGAAUUCGUCGGAUGUCUGGCACGCCAGGAAGAAAUGAAGAAGCGAGUUGCUUCGGUCGUCGCCCUCUCGGAGACGCUGGACAUCGGGUUUACAGACCUCUACACGCAGCUCGGACUCGCCGUUCAGAAGGGAGGCAAUCCAGCAACAAAAUGGAGCUCCGGAGUCCUGGGCGAGCAACGCACCUUCUGCAUCGUGCCCAAGACGGAGAUCAAGAAGCACUUCGUUCCUAUCGUGAAUGAUAAGGCGACGGCCGAGACGUGGGCGCACAUGAACAUGUUCGAUCCCAAGAACCAUCCGAACUAUUACAGCAUGGCGGAGACGGCCCGGGAACUCGUAGUUAACUGGACCUCCUCGACCUCCUGGUAUGAGGAGGCCGCUGGGUAUGACCCUCCACCACGGCCCGAGGAGGGAGCUGACGAAACACCAACAGCUGAUGAUGACCUGGAGAUGAUCGAGAAACCGGAUGUAGAUCAAGACGACUAUGAAGACCUGGCCGAGUCUAUGAUGCGACGACGUCCAUAA